Molecule: messenger RNA, 4419 nt
Organism: Synchiropus splendidus (mandarinfish)
Lineage: Eukaryota; Metazoa; Chordata; Actinopteri; Syngnathiformes; Callionymidae
Gene: adamts1
Product: ADAM metallopeptidase with thrombospondin type 1 motif, 1
Exons: 8
Coding region: 417-3224 (935 amino acids)
Biological process (GO): proteolysis; extracellular matrix organization
Cellular component (GO): extracellular matrix
Molecular function (GO): metalloendopeptidase activity; zinc ion binding
Source: RefSeq, a predicted model, not a curated record
GGCAGAGACGCGGUAAAAGUUUCGACCUGGAUGACUUCCCGGUCCCUUCCAUGAUUGCCAUGGCAACGCUCCAGGUCGGUGUUGCGUUAUGGUUGCGCACGGGAUUUGCCCCCUCGCACAUCAAAGGGACGUCGGGAAAGGGGUGUUCCCUUGGCCAUGGGGAGGAGGGGGUUCGGAUAUAUAAAGGUGGGACCGGCUGGGUUCUGACUGCAAGGCAAAGGCUCUAAAGGAAGCGGGUCAGUGAAGCCGAAAGAGCCCGGAUACCUCUUGGAUUUAACUGACUCACCUUCAACCCGCUUCGACUUAUUACUUCUGUGAUGCACUGGAUUUGAUCUUGAGUAGAUUUUUAUUUGCGAUUUUGAGGUCGAACAAAGUUUUUUUUUUUUUCAAUUAGACACUCGGAUUUCAGUCGUAAGAUGUGGUUGAUUCGCGCAUCCAUCGGCAUCAUGGUGGUUCUGUGCGCCGGCGCAGCGCAGAGCCCCUGGCAGGAGAGCACCGUGAUCCCAGUUCGACUCGACCCCACAGCCCGAACUGACCCGGGCAGGACCCUGUCCCCGGAGGAGCAAGAAAAGGAGUCGGAGAUGAGGGUGUACAGGCUGGACGUAUUUGACAAAGAACUGAUCCUGCAACUUGAGCCAGACCACACUUUCCUAGCUCCGGGGUUUGUCUUCCACAUUGUGGGCGCACCCCCGACCCAGGAGCCCACUGAGGAGGGCUGCUUCUUCUCUGGAACCGUGAACGGAGAGGAGCACUCGGCUGCAGCUCUCAAUCUGUGCCACGGACUCAGAGGUGGAUUCUAUUUGGAUGGGGAAGAGUUCUUCAUCCAGCCCAAGAACUCUAGUGGUCCCUCGGGGCCCGAUCAGGAGGACGGGGUCCACUUGAUCCGGCGCAGAGGUCGCGGAGGCUUGGCCGAGGAGCGCAACUCCAAGUGCGGGGUUAAUGAGGACGAGGAGAGAGCGCCAAGUAACCUGGAGAAGCGAAGCAAACCCGCAGGAGCCCGCUCUCAGCAGCCCGUCCACCAGAGGACGAAGCGUUUCGUCUCCACCCCUCGCUUCCUGGAGAUCAUGAUAGUGGCCGACCAGUCAAUGGCGGAGUUUCAUGGUGCCGGUCUCAAACCUUACCUUCUGACCAUCAUGGCUGUGGCCUCCCGGCUCUAUCGCCACCCCAGCAUCCUCAACUCCAUCAGUCUGUCAGUGGUCAAGCUUUUGGUGGUCUACGAGGAAGAGAGGGGACCCCAGGUUUCAUCUAAUGCAGCGAUGACGCUACGCAACUUCUGCCAGUGGCAGCGGCAGCACAACCCACAGAGUGACCGACACCCGGAGCACUAUGACACUGCCAUGCUUUUCACCAGGACUGACCUGUGCGGAGCCCACUCUUGUGACACUCUCGGAAUGGCAGAUGUCGGCACAGUUUGUGACCCUGACAGAAGCUGCUCGAUCAUUGAAGAUGAUGGGCUUCAAGCCGCGUUUACAGUGGCGCAUGAACUUGGCCAUGUCUUCAACAUGCCUCAUGAUGAUGCACAGCUGUGCUCGGGGAUUAAUGGCGUCCACUGGGGUUCCCACAUGAUGGCAUCUACCCUCUCCAACUUGGACCAACAGCAGCCAUGGUCCCCCUGCUCCGCCCUCAUGAUCACCACGUUUUUGGAUAACGGUCAUGGUCAGUGCCUGCUGGACAAGCCAGUCAAGCCUCAGUCUCUCCCACUGUCCCUGCCUGGCACAGUUUACGAUGCCGACCAUCAGUGCCGCCUGACCUUUGGUGAUGACUCCCAGCACUGCCCGGACCUGAGCACAACUUGUGCGGCGUUGUGGUGCACAGUGACCACAUCCAAUGGCUUGCUGGUAUGCCAGACAAAAAACUCUCCCUGGGCUGAUGGUACACCAUGUGGGCAUGAUAGUUACUGCCUGGCUGGACAGUGUCUGACAAAGAGCCAAGCUGCCAAACACCAGACGCCUGUCAAUGGUGGAUGGGGAGUGUGGGGACCCUGGGGCGACUGCUCUCGCACUUGCGGUGGUGGGGUGCAGUAUUCUUUCCGCGCCUGUGACAAUCCUUUGCCCAAAAAUGGUGGCAAAUACUGCGAGGGCAAGAGGAUCCAGUAUCGUUCCUGUAACACAGAAGUCUGCCCAGAUACUAAUGGUUUGUCGUUCCGCGAGGAGCAGUGUCUGGCUCACAAUGACAUGUCAGCCCAAGUGUCCCUCGGGUCCGGAGAGGGUGUCGAGUGGGUGCCCAAGUACGCUGGCGUUUCACCCAAAGACCGCUGCAAGUUGGUGUGCCGAGCUAAAGGAACUGGAUACUUCUUUGUUCUGAAAUCAAAGGUGGCCGACGGUACACCCUGCAGUCCAGAUUCCACCUCAGUCUGUGUCCAAGGUCAAUGCGUUAAAGCUGGUUGUGAUCGCGUCAUUGGCUCCAACCUGCGCUUUGACAAGUGUGGAGUGUGUGGUGGAGAUGGCGCCACUUGUAAAAAAGUGUCAGGCUCUCUGGAGCGGGCUAGGCCUGGGUACCAAGAUGUUGUGACCAUUCCUGCUGGCGCCACCCAUCUUGAUGUCAAGCAACGUGCCCCUGGCAGCAGUCGUCAUGACAGCAGUUACCUCGCCGUGCGCAAACUGGAUGGAACCUAUCUGUUAAAUGGCGACUACAAGCUCAUGACGAUGGAGACAGACAUUGCUCUGAAAGGGGCUUUAUUACGUUAUAGCGGAUCCUCCGCGACUCUUGAGCGUCUUCGUAGUUUUGCCCCUCUUCCCGAGCCUCUUACCAUCCAAGUAUUGUCAGUAGGUGAAGCACCAAGACCACGGGUGAAGUACAGCUACUUUGCUCCGAGGCCAUUGACUUCGUCUUCCGGCGGCAACUCUGGACGUCGGCAGUCAAUCAAUGCCAUCCGCGAGGUCGGUGGAGCGGAAUGGACUCUCAGAGAAUGGGGUCCUUGUUCCCAGACAUGCGGAGGAGGAACACAGCAGAGAGAGGUGGUGUGUCUGGACUCCCAAGGCCGACCCUCCAAAGACUGUCCAGAGGAACUUCGUCCGCUAGCCACAAGGUCAUGCGCGUCCCAGGCAUGCCCCACCUGGCUCCUCGGAGAAUGGUCCCAAUGCUCCAAGACCUGUGACCGCGGCUACCGUAAACGCCAACUGCGCUGUAUUGGCCACGAUGGCCGCACAUUGUCGAACGAGAGCUGUGACACCAAAGACCGGCCACGACCCCUACUGGAACUGUGCUACCAGGGUGCCUGUUAAGGACUGAAGUCUCCUGAUCUUUCACCAUACUUCAGAUGUAAACUCUGGCCAUCGGUGCCUCAUCUUUGCAACAAAGCAAGUGAACGUUUACAUCCAUUUAAGGUCAAUCCGACUGCCUUUUGGUGAAGUUGCUGCCUGACAGAGAAUCAGAGUGGCGCUGCCAUCCAGUGGCAGUAUCAGUGACUGCACACACCAAGCUGCCUUACAAGGCGUCAAACACCAGUAGAGCCUCAUUUCGUCUUCCGUAUGAAUACAACUGGUUAGUUUGAGCGCAUGCUGCUUAUCACACCAAUGUCACGCAUGCAGGUGCGGUGUGAUUCCACGUGUGUAUCUGGUUUAGCUAUACUUACACUAUACUUGCCAGUCCCCACGAGGUUAAGCCUCAAUUUGGUAAUGGUGACUUCAUCAUAAAUAGGUCAUUAUGAUUGGGUUUUGGAAGUUUUAGCCAUUCGUUUUGGAUGGUUAGGUUAAGGGUGAGAGGCUGAGUAAAGCAUUAUGUCAAUGAGUGGUCCUCACAAAGAACGUCUGUGUGUGUGCGUGUGUGUGCAAAUUUGAAAUGCAUUUAUUUGUGUUUGUCCAAGCUGGGCUGGACAGAUUUGGGAGAGGUUAUUGCAGAGUAUAUAAAGAAACAAAACAGAUAUUCUACUUACUCAGCCCAUCAGGUAUGGAAAAUAGAUAAGAGAAGCCAGUGUUUUUUUGUGCAAAAUUGCCAGUCCAUGUUUAUUUAUCACAAACCUGUAGCACUUCCUGUUUGUUGUUAUUGCCAGCGGCACAUUUUACCACCCAUUUUUUUUUCUCUAGACGCCUCAGUACUGUUUGUCCUGUAGCCAUAUCCUGCCCUCUUCACAUCAACGAGGGACCUUUCUGACGACCAAAGAGUGUGUGUGACCAAGCGGUUGUAAACGUGUUUGUGUGUGUGUGUGUGUGUGUGGAGGCCUAAAGAGGGACUUGUCUCCUGCUACUACUUCAUAAGUAAGUCUCUCCCGCCUUCUGCGAAGGUAUUUUGUUUUUAAUGUUUUUUUUUUCUUUCUCUCUCUCUCAUUUGUACAGAAUAUGCAAACCUUAUUUAUUUUUGUACAGCCUUGUUAAAUAUAAUCAUGUGGCUUUUUAAUAUAAUUUUUCUAUUGUCAUUGAGAUCACAGAAGGAAGCGGAAUAUGCAGAGUAUUUAUACAGUGUCAUAUAUUUGGUCGUAGG